This is a messenger RNA of Racocetra persica, 353 nucleotides long. The record is from the annotation of a GenBank genome assembly. NCBI's taxonomy places the organism in Eukaryota, Fungi, Glomeromycota, Glomeromycetes, Diversisporales, Gigasporaceae.
AAAAUCAACAAGAUAAAAGAAAAAACUUGCUGGUUUCUAUACAAAAAGACAGCAACAAUUUUUCGGUAGUAGACAAUGAAGAAGAGUUAAAAAGUUUUAAACUAAUUCAAGGAAAUUUUGAUUAUAAAUUUCGCACCGGUGUCUCUGUGACUAGGAAAGAUAUUUGCCGCUUUUUCUAUGAAAAAAAGCGUUUGUCUAUAACUUCUUACUUUAUUAGAAACCAGAAAGGCAAAAAAAUUAAAAUAAGCGAAAAUUUAUCUCCUUCAACAGAAUUAGAAAAUGAAGUGAUGCGUCCUUACAUAACUACUUCUAAUCUCUCUCUGUUUAAAAAGAAUGAAAAAGAAAUCGAAUGA